AUGGCAAAAAUUCAUAUAAAUUUUAAUAAUAUUAUAUUAGUUGUUUUGAUCUUGGUUGUUUUAAUGGUAUAUACUAGUACCGGUUUUUCAAAUUAUGACAGAAGAAUUGAUUUGAGGAAACGACAAAAUACUGCAAAAUCACCAAGUCAGCCGAUCAAUACACCAGCGUCUGCUCCCAAAAGCUCUCCGGCUCAAGAUACACCGGCUGCUCCAAAAAAUCAAAAUACGCCUGUCCAAAAUACACCUGUCCAAAGAGCACCUCAAAAUACACCUGUCCAAAGAGCACCUCAAAAUACACCUGUCCAAAAUACACCUCAAGAUACACCUGUUCAAAAUACACCUCAAGAUACACCUGUUCAAAAUACACCUCAAGAGACACCUGUCCAAAAUGCACCUCAAAAUACACCCGUACAAAAUAUACCUGUCCAAAAUGCACCUCAAAAUACACCUGUUCAAAAUACACCUGUUCAAAAUGUACCUCAAAAUGCACCUCAAGAUACAUCCGUCCAGAAUACACCUCAAGAUACAUCCGUCCAAAAUACACCUCAAAAUACACCCGUCCAAAAUGCACCUCAAAAUACACCCGUCCAAAAUGCACCUACCCAAAACACGCCUCCAAAUACACCCGCCCAAAAUGCACCAACACAAAAUGCACCGGCUCUGAACACACCAACACAAGAUGUAUCUGUUCCAAAUGCACCGACACAAAACGCGUUUCCAAAUACACCAACACAAGAUGCAUCUGUUCCAAAUACGCCAAUUCAAAAUGCGGCAUCAAAUACACCAGCAUCUGUUCCAAAUACACCAACACAAGACGCAUCUGUUCCAAAUAUACCAACACAAAACGCAGCUCCAAAUACACCAACACAAAACGCGGCUUCAAAUGCACCAACACAAAACGCGGCUUCAAAUGCACCAACACAAAACGCGGCUUCAAAUGCACCACCUCAAAAUGCGGCUCCAAACACGCCAACUCAAAAUGCGGCUCCAAACACGCCAACUCAAAACGCGGCUCCAAAUUCGCCAACUCAAAAUGCGGCUCCAAAUAUGCCAACUCAAAACGCGACUCCAAAUACGCCAACUCAAAACGCGGCUCCAAAUGCGCCAACACAAGACGCAAUUUCAAAUACACCAACACAGGAUGGAAAUACUGGUAAUGUAACACCAACACAUACUAGAGCUACAGAAGCAAAUAAAUUAGUUGUAGCUCGAACGACAACAAUUCAAAAUGUUUGUAAGGAAUCUAUUAAUUGUACACCCGAUCCACCGGGCAAAGCUGCUACAGGACAAAUUUUCUCUUCAACUAUUCCACCAGAUACUUCGAUUGUUACUCAAACUCCUCAAAAUGAAAAUCAAAAAACUAUAACAAAAUUCACCCUAAGAACAUUUACAUCAACAAUUACUCAAGUAUUUCCAGGUUAUACAACUGUUGUUACCACACAGCAACCUGACGGUGAAUUUGCUUCAUAUACUACUUAUGUCCCACCGAGCACCGUUGUUUUAUAUCAAUUAGUUACAGGCGCUAUAGCAGAUGAUUCAACUGAUCCAUUAGGAAUAAGUGGUUCUAAUAAUAUAAAAAACAAUGGUCUAUUUGGUGUUUCUAUAAGUUUAAUAGUUGUAGGAAUAACCAUGACUUGUAUGAUUUUUAUGUAA
Dentiscutata heterogama is the source of this 1653-nucleotide messenger RNA. NCBI's taxonomy places the organism in Eukaryota, Fungi, Glomeromycota, Glomeromycetes, Diversisporales, Gigasporaceae. The record is from the annotation of a GenBank genome assembly.